Molecule: messenger RNA, 1515 nt
Organism: Dracunculus medinensis (Guinea worm)
Lineage: Eukaryota; Metazoa; Nematoda; Chromadorea; Rhabditida; Dracunculidae
Source: the annotation of a GenBank genome assembly
AUGAACGUUGGUAGGGAAGGUGAUGAAGGUGGUGAGAAGUGGUCUUUCGAUAAUAAAGCUGAUUUUCAAUCAAAUUUAUCUUCCGACCUGAAUUCAAAGCUUAUAAUUUCACCUAAUCGACGAUUUACAGCGGUAAAACGAAAAAUUCAAAUAGUUAAAAAAGAAGAAUUAGGUUUAAUUACUCAAAAAUCGAUAUAUGAUUCUGUUAUUUUAUAUUUGAAGCGGCGUUUUCCGCAAUCAGUUCAUUCAACUGAUAACGAUACGAAUGACACAAUUAUAAAAUUUUGUUAUGAAAUUACACAACCUGAUUGGGCAUUUGAUGUAAAAAAAGUAAAAUUUUUGAUCAGAAUUGGCCAAGAUUACCCGAUAAAAAUGCCUGUUAUUAAAGUAAUUGACGAAUCUUUGCCAUUCCCACUUAUCAAACAUAUUGAAAAGUCUAUUUCUGAUUUUUUAUUUGUGAGUUGUUUUCAGAACAAAUAUUUUAUUAUGGAAAAUUCUAAUGCUUAUAGUUGCCUUGCUCAGCAGUUUAUUCGUUGGUUGGAUCGAUCUAUAUUUGAUUUAUUUCUCAAUGGUUUGAAAAAAACUAAAUUGAUUUAUGAAGCUCGUGAUGCUGGAAUUUCUCUCUUCCUUCCGUCUCAAAGAGCUAUUUCUGAUGAAAAUAAACAGACAGAAAACGUCGACAGCAAAGGUUUUAAUUCUUCUAUUGAAGUGAGAUUACACUGGAUAAAUGUUAAUGGAAAUGUUGCGUCAGUAACAGCUUUACAGAUGACAUUUGGUUGCAAAUGUAUCAGAUGCAGUUCACUGACAUUCUUUUCAUGUUCGGAUAAAGAUAUGGUUAAACAGUCGUGCAGGAAAUGUUCUAAUGGUCAAUCAGUACGUCUUAUUGCUGAUAUAGUGCAUGAAAAUUCUAAUAUCAUUGGUAGAUUGGAGUUGAAAGGCUGUCGUCCAGUGGAUUGCGUCCUUCUUUCUUCUAAAUUUCAAUAUACUUGUCUAGCAUGUAAUCGAGAAGCUUUCAUUGAGGUUAAUCAAGGUUUUCAGAAUAUUACAUAUGAUGUAACGCAUAAGAGUUGGUGUUUUUCUUGUCAUGCUAAAUGCGAAUUGAAGAUAUUGGCGAUAAGAUUUAGUGGAAAUUUUCAUUUAAUUCCUCAAGAGGAUUUCACUGUGGUUAAGUCAAAGGUAGCUAAGAAAAAAGAUGUUUCGUCUUUUUCACUCGUUGAUGGUCAGCCGCUACCUGCAAAUGGGACUUGUGAGCAUUACAAGAAAAGUUUUCGUUGGUUCAGGUUUCCAUGUUGUGGUAAGUUGUAUCCUUGUGAUCUGUGUCACGACAAAAAUGAGAAAGAUCAUGAAAUGAAAUUUGCUAAUCGAAUGAUUUGUGGGUUCUGCAGUAAAGAACAGCCAUUUCAACAGUCCAAACCUUGUGUAAAUUGUAAUUCAAAUGUAAAACGUUCGAAGUCAUCAUUUUGGGAAGGUGGGAAGGGUUGUAGAGAUAAAAUUAUAAUGAACAGGUUGGUAUGA